CCGCCCCGCCCAGGGCGGAAGGAGCGGCUGCGGGCUCGGAGCUCCGGGACGUGCUGGCCGCGCGCCGCUUCCUCCUGGGCCUUCUGGACUCGUGGCGGAGCGCGGAGACCCGCAGACAGCGCUGUAUGCCCACCAUGGAUCUCAACAUUCAGUGUGAGCAGCUGAGCGACUCCCGGUGGACUGAGCUCCUGCCCCGCAUCCAGCAGUGCCAGUGGGUCAGGCUGGAUGAUUGCGGCCUCUCUGAGGUGCGGUGCAGGGACCUCCGCUCUGCGCUUCAGGCCAACCCUGCCCUGACGGAGCUGAACGUGCGCAACAAUGAGCUGGGCAAUGCGGGCGUGCAGCUGGUGCUGCAGGGCCUGCAGAGCCCCACCUGCCAGAUUCAGAAGCUGAGCCUGCAGAACUGCGGCCUGACGGCAGCUGGCUGUGCGGCCCUGCCCGGUGUGCUGUGUGCCCUGUCCACCCUGCGUGAGCUCUGUCUCAGCGACAACCCCUUUGGAGACGCGGGCCUGCAGCUGCUCUGCCAGGGGCUCCUGGAUGCUCAGUGCCACCUCGAGAGACUGCAGCUGGAGUACUGUGGGCUCACAGCUGCCAGCUGUGAAUCACUGGCCGCGGUGCUCAGGGCCAAGCCAGACUUCAAGGAGCUGGUGGUGAGCAACAAUGACCUCCAUGAGGCUGGAGUCCAGACGCUAUGCCAGGGCUUGAAAGAGUCUGCUUGCCAGCUGGAGACGCUCAAGAUGGAGAACUGUGGUGUCACCACAGCCAACUGCAGGGAUCUGUGUGACGUGGUCUCUAAGGCGCCCCUGCGGGAGCUGGACCUGGGCAGUAACAAGCUGGGCGACGCGGGCCUGGCGCUGCUGUGCCCCGGGCUGCGGCUCCACGGCUCCCAGCUGCAGGUCCUGUGGCUCUGGGAGUGUGACAUCACGGCCGAGGGCUGCCGGGAGCUGUGUGGCCUCCUCAGAGCCCAGCCCAGCCUGAAGGAGCUCAGCGUGGCCAGCAACGACCUGGGCGAUGAGGGUGCCCGGCUGCUGUGCGAGAGCCUGCUGGAGCCCGGCUCCCCGCUGGAGUCACUGUGGGUGAAGAGUUGCAACCUCACAGAUGCCUGCUGUCCCCAUUUCCGGUCAGUGUUGGCCCAGAACAGGUCUCUCCUGGAGCUGCAGUUAAGCAGCAAUAAGCUGGGGGACUCAGGUGUGCAGGAGCUCUGCCAGGGCCUGUGCCAGCCUGGCUGCGUGCUGCGUGAGCUCUGGCUAGGGGACUGCGACGUGACCAAUAACGGUUGUAGCAGCCUGGCGUCAGCCCUGCUGGCCAACCACAGCCUGCGGGUGCUGGAGCUCAGCAACAACUGCAUGGGGGACCCUGGCGUUCAGCGGCUGGUAGACAGCCUCAGGCAGCCAGGCUGCGCCCUGGCCCUGGAGAAGCUAGUCCUCUAUGACAUCUACUGGACCCAGGCGAUGGAGGACCAGCUUCAGACCCUGGAGGAAGCCAGGCCGUCUCUGAGGGUUAUCUCUUGAUGGACACCGACCUGGCCUCUGGACCUAUACUUGGAGACACAGCCUAGUCUGCCCUGGGGCAGUCUGUGGGCUGCAGCUUAGAGUUUGGCUUCUGCCCAAAGAGAAACAAUGUAAUCAUUUCUGCAAGAAAAAUUGAGACACUUUGUAAUGAUUAAACAGCUUUGUUAGGA
Messenger RNA from Dipodomys spectabilis (banner-tailed kangaroo rat), 1678 nucleotides. RefSeq names its product ribonuclease/angiogenin inhibitor 1 (gene Rnh1). Gene Ontology annotation, cellular component: cytoplasm. NCBI's taxonomy places the organism in Eukaryota, Metazoa, Chordata, Mammalia, Rodentia, Heteromyidae. Gene Ontology annotation, biological process: positive regulation of inflammatory response. Bases 126 to 1508 code for a protein of 460 amino acids. The record is from RefSeq and is a predicted model, not a curated record. Gene Ontology annotation, molecular function: protein binding. The transcript is spliced from 10 exons.